UCCUUAUCUAAUUGAUUUAUUAUGCCAUAAUAUUUGAAUAAAAUGUCUGGCGACAACGAAGAGUCCAAAACCAAGUCCUUCAAAGGAGCCCAAGUCCUCUGGCCUCCAGAUAUCUCCGAUGACAUCCUCGAAGAUGUCAUUGAAGUAGCUUCUCAGACGCUACUAGAAAAGAGCUUCGAAGAUGAUGUCGAAGUUGCCAGGAUAGUCAAGCAACACCUUGACGAGAAGUGGGAGCCCUACUGGCAUGUCUUUCUGGGAAAGAGUUUCGGAUGCCAUGCUGUGCAUGAAAAAGAAAGGUUUGUAUAUUUCACAUUUGAGGAGAGCAACAUCAGUUUUCUUAUAUACAAAAUAUCCUAGUUCUUAUGUGUGGUUUCUCUUCCUCUGACUAAUAUUUUCUGCUGCUG
This is a messenger RNA of Moneuplotes crassus, 404 nucleotides long. NCBI's taxonomy places the organism in Eukaryota, Ciliophora, Spirotrichea, Euplotida, Euplotidae. The record is from the annotation of a GenBank genome assembly.